UAUAUUUGCAUCUUUUCAUAGUUUCUCUUUCGGAAGGAGAACAAAAUACUGUUCUUUCACGUGUCUACAGUUGUGGGUCCGUCAAGAUUUGCAAUGGAAACCUUUUUUUCUAACUUCUUUCUCAAAGCUCUUCCCUACCGCCUUGCUCUGCGUUAUAGAGAGAAAGCGGCUUGUUCCGUUGAACUCGGCUCUGCAAGCAGCUUGACUUCCUUCCUGCUUUAUGUACAUUAAACAAACAUACUGGUGCUGCUGACGAGCUGUGCCGGUCAAGGCGGCCACGGUAUUGAUGAGUAAGCUGGUAAACAAAAACUUAAUGUCUGUGAGGACUAGUGUUUAGAUUCCUUAUGUGGAAACGGGAAGAUCGGACCGUACUUUCAUACUUAAACUGAGCAGACUUGAGUUUCGCCUUCUUGCUGGAGGAUUAAGCAUGAGGUUUGGAUAGGAUCGCAGUUUGUGACUGUAAAGCCACUGUACUUUUACUACAAGUCUUGUAGAUUACAGUACCAGACCACUGAAAGGUUCCGGCCAACACAGAGUGAACGCAGACCUCAUAACCCUGUGCUCAUAGAACCAGCCACGGCUGAACACAGCGGUUAUUGCCAUGUCUCUCCACAUCAUACCACUCAAAAAAACAGUCCCCCAUUCUCCCAAGAACCAAGCCUUUGGUCCUGAGAAGAUGUCUGUGGUGGAGUAGAACCGGCAACAACGUUCUACCUUUCAUUGGUUCUAUUUUACAUUGCAAGUUUCUCAUCAGUUGUCCCUACCGUCACGUGCUCUCCUCCAUCCCUCCUCACCAUCGAAGCCAUGGUGAGGUCCAAACGCUGGACGGAGAACCAAAUCUAGGGCUUCAUGGAAGCCCAACGGGAGCGUGACAGCCUGGCAUCAUGGCUGCAUGUGCUUUGAACAGUUUGAUCGUGAUGAGCACCAAUAACCUGAAAAGCGACAGCAGUCCUCGACCCGCGAGGCCGGUGCUGCUGGUGCCGGACCGGACGACGUACUGCCAGGGGCUGAUGCCCAGGGCCCCAUAUAGUCCCGGGGGCCUGACUCCCAGCUCCUCCAGCUCAGCCUUCAACUUCACUUCUGCGCCAACUAGCCCUGGCAGCCACCGAUCCCGCUCUCCGGGCCGACCCUCGACCUCCCUGGAGACAAGCACAGGUGUCCGGGUCCGGCAUCUCAGCGGAAGCCCUGCCGACGAUGACCCGCGAUCUUUCAGUCCGGGCCCGUCGACCUCACGCCGUUCCGCGCACAUCCAGCAGAUCCACCGGGAGCUGCAGAACGUCCAAGUCAACCAGAAGGUGGGCCUGUUUGAGGCCCAGAUCUCUGACCAGCGUAGCCAGGUGCAAAAUUCGGAGAUCCAGCGUAGCCCGCGGACCCCUCGCCGGCCCAGCUCUGUUUCGGAACCCAGCAGUCCGGAACCCAGAGAGGUCCGACGGAGAUCUUCCUCACCAAUCCCGCAAGAGCUACACAAUGGGAGAGGCGGGUGUAGCAUACCUGCCAGGGUAGGAGGGCGUGUGGGGGAAGACUGUGCCACUGACCUAGUUGCGGAGCGGGGCUGUUUGUGCGCAAGCCCAUCGGCGGAAAUCCAAGUCCAAGGAGAUGGCCCAAUCGGUGCCGGGUCUCCUGGCAUCGGUGUCAUCGUCACAGGGACAAAACUCAGAGUGCCAGCCCAGAUCAGCCCACCUGCAGAACUCAAAUCGAAGGGCAACCAAAGGAGCGGUGCCUCUGCGCUGGAGGGCAGCUGCCCUGAAGCUCCGAGCAUUCCUGCAGUCAUCAUCACCGACCUUGGGGCUGAGGGAUCGGGAGAGGGCACUGAGGCACAGCUUAGCCCCUGCCCCACCAGGGUCCAGAGGAAGCUCUCGUCCUCAUCUGCCUCCUCCACCGGCUUCUCCUCUUCCUGGGAGGAGUCGGAGGAUGACAUCUCCAGUGACCCCGAGCGUGGGGAAGGGCGCUCGCCAGCCUUCCUGCAGACGCAGCAGAAAGCUCAUAAAUCUUGGAAGAAGAUAAAGAAUAUGGUGCACUGGUCACCCUUCGUGAUGUCCUUCAAGAAGAAGUACCCCUGGGUGCAGCUCGCUGGACAUGCAGGAAGCUUUAAGGCAGGAGCCAACGGGCGUAUCUUGAAAAAGCACUGCGAGAGCGAGCAGCGCUGCCUGGACCGGCUGAUGCGCGACGUCCUACAGCCGUAUGUCCCCGCCUACCACGGCGACGUGGAGAAGGACGGCGAGAAGUACAACCAGAUGGACGACCUGCUGGCGGAGUUCGACCUGCCCUGCGUCAUGGACUGCAAGAUGGGCGUCAGGACGUACCUGGAGGAGGAGCUGACGAAGGCCAGGAAGAAGCCCAGCUUGCGGAACGAUAUGUACAAGAAGAUGAUCGAGGUGGACCCGGACGCGCCGACGCCGGAGGAGAAUGCCCAGCAGGCCGUCACCAAGCCCCGCUACAUGAAAUGGAGGGAAACAAUCAGCUCAACAGCCACUCUAGGCUUCCGCAUCGAGGGCAUCAAGAAGGAAGACGGAACAGUAAACAGGGAUUUCAAGAAGACCAAGAGUCGGGAGCAAGUGAUCGAAGCGUUUCACGACUUCGUCAAAGGAAACAAGAACAUCCUGAAAUGUUACCUGAAGAGACUGAAGGAAAUAAGAGACACUCUGGAACAAUCCACCUUCUUCAAGACACACGAGGUCAUCGGCAGCUCUCUUCUCUUCGUCCAUGACAAACGGGACCAAGCCAAGGUGUGGAUGAUAGACUUUGGGAAGACCACACCUUUGCCGGAGGGCCAAGUGUUGGACCAUCGGGCCAUGUGGGUGGAGGGCAACCGAGAGGACGGUUACCUGUGGGGAAUGGACCACCUUAUAGACAUUCUGGCUGACAUGGUGGGGCAGGACUCUGGUUAGAGGGUGUGGAGUGGGGGCACCAGUGGCCAGAACACGCGCACUACAAAGGAAAGCAUGACAGCUCCGCCCAUGGAUUCCCCCUCCCCUCUUCAUGGAGCGGGCUGGCAGCUGAGUGGACCACAAAUGUGAUGCUUACGUAUCCAUGUUGUAUAUAUUCAUAUCCACAGUAGGCUCUGCGAUACUCCCCCCCACAGUUAUCUUAAUCUUAUUCUUUGAAUUUUGUAAGCUUUUUAAAACGAUGUACUAUUUCAAACAGUGCUGUUUUGUCUUAAGACUGUCUUAAGCACUUUCCACAACGUUCUCUCACUUACGUUCUCUUCCGGAGCGUCGGCCUCGUCCUCAGCAAUGUGACCCUGAACUUUAACUAACCAUUAAAAUCUCAUUUCGGUUUCCGGCGUUUCUGCCUGUCGUCCGGAUCGGUGUCCGGAUAGAUGUCUUUGUUAAGUCAUAUAGUUCUCAGCCUGUACAGGAUGACUAAGAAAAUAUGUUGCCUGCUGACAGCUUUGAAGAAAACAUUAAACGUACCUUUGAAGGAACCGAUUAGUAACAAAACAUGUCGACGGUGUGCAAGAGUGAAGUGGAGUGAAUGUAGGGUUAGGCUUAGCGCCCCCCCCCCCCCCCUAUGGCCAGAGAAAAGCUGUGAGCAGGCUGGGUGGGAUUCAGGUGAGUUUAUUGACUUUUGCAGGAAGCGGGUGAGCAGGUUGACAUGAGUCUGAGGUCAGUUCCUCAUCUCGGGUGAUGUUCCCAGGAAGUCCUCAGCCCCAUAGCCCUAAUCCUGUGGUGGCCAAAGCAGGCAAUGGGGGGGGAUGGUUCCCACUUCCUCCUUUGCAUCCUGUUCCCACUUGCCCCCCUCGCCUCGGCUUCCCGUCCCCUACAGCGGCCCCAGCAGGACUUUCCCGCCCAUUUUUUUUCCAUGUCAGGACAUGUCCUUGGGAAUUCCUUCCACCCCUCCCCUCACUCACCCCCCAAGCAGGUGUUGCUUGGCUCCUGCGGUCCACCAAUGGGCCAGAUGUACCCCCCCCCCCCCAGGUACUGUUUACAUGAGCAUUUGCCAUGCAAACCCAUCUCGACAGUCGGGCUGAACACACACAGACACACACAGCCUGCAGAGGACGAUUGACUAGGGUUGACAGUUUUCAUAGUCCUGCUGUCUAAACAGGUCACAGCUGGGUAUUAUCAUCAGCUCAUUUAGCAAGGCGAUUUGUAUUUGGCUGGAGUGAUGAUGGUCUAGCACAUAACGUAAUGUUCCAGGCUUAAUAGACAUUUGCUGCUGUAAUAUAACCUUAUUAGUAACGAUUAGGAUAGCGAUAUUACAAAACAUCCCAGAGAAACCGCUGCACAACAAUAUAUUAUUAUACACAAAGCGUUCUGCCUCCAUCGCUGACUUUUGCAGCAAGUUCCUGUUGAUGUUCAUGUGGGGAACUGAGAAAGGUUUUGGCUCUAGUAGGACCCUGGGUUCCUGAAAAAUUGCACAGUUCCCUUCGCUACUGACAUGCCGAGGCUGAACACUUUCCGAUGGCCGGUGGGAGGUGUGUGUACAGGAGAGGCCCAGUCAGUAUAGACAGCGUGUGUGUAUGGAGACUGUCAACGUCUAGUGCAGUGCCGGUAGGUGACUGAGUCAGCUCUCUAGGGUUCCUUGAUUCUAAAGGGGUGCCAUCUUUGCAAGCAGUGGGUCCAUGUAGAGCACUGUCCACGUCAACAUUAAAUUGGGUGGGGAAUUUUGCCCAGGGGGCACUGGUGGGGAAGCCGGCGUGGGGCCGUACGUGGGAUUCGACCUCCACUAAUCUUUUGGACAUGUGCACAGGGCAGACUUUGUGAGGCCUAGGGACCCUCCCAAAACCCCUAACUGCAGAAGAUCCUGCUUGGAGAUGUAGGGAAAGGUGUACAUAUGCAGUUAGUGACUAUAGCUUGCACACUAUAUAUCCAGUGCAGAGAAAUGUGAGUGUCCACCUGAAGAGAAACAACAUUGCCAGUGUGUAACACACACACUCAACUGAGUGUGCGGACAUUCCAGCAUCUCCCUGUGUAAAAGGCCAUCUUUUUGCCACAAUUUACGUUGUGUUAUAUCCUAAAGUAACUGGGGAAUCGUACAUGUCAAAGUAACGUUACAGCUGCUGACAGUGAACUUUAACAUUUUAAAAUAUUUAAAUAUAUUUAAAUAUUGAACAUUUUUAAUAUUGUUUCUUAAUCAGGAAACAGCCUGAAUUUUUUUGUAAAUGGGACAGCGGGUAGUCUGGUCACUCAGUCUAUUUAAAAAGAGUCACUAAAAAUUUACCUCCAUGUAAAAUUUAGACACACAUGUACCCACAGCACACGUGCUAUUUAUAUAGGAGAUAAAGACUUGCUACACAUAAAUGUUUUCCUGGAAGGAUGAUUAAACUUUAAAAAAUUGUGGUUUCUUUUCGUUGUAACAUCUGUUAACCAUGUGUUAUAUUGGAUUAUUAUCGUGAUUAAUAAUUUAACAGCACAGACCAUUGUCUUUCACUUUUCGAUCGCGCAGUAAGAUCCUUCUAACAGGACGAAGCCCGCUGUUCACGUCAGGCUUCAUGUUCUCAUCAAAUGGACAUGCCGCCUUCUAGUGGCAGCUCAGAAAAAUGCAGGACUGUCCUACUGACUGCAAAUACUCUAUGGACGUUGCGGCCAGAAUGUGUGGUUUUUCGUUGAACGCAUAACCAUAUUUAUUACUUCUUGGUAUUUGCACAAGAACACUAAAAUAGAUGCAUGCGCUCUAUAAAUCUGUACAUUGCAAGCUGGCGUGUCUCGCUCAGAUGACUGUAAAUGCUAAAAGAUUUGCCAGACAAUUAAUUGCUUAUUAGAAGUGCAAGUGUUACAUUUUAACAUUCUAGAGGUUAGCGUUUUGUACAAACGGGCAAACUUCAAAUAUGGAAUAAAGGCCUGGUGGUGGAAUGAUGUUGAAGAGAGCAUUUAUUUAGUAAUGAGGGUACUUCGGGCAGCUCGGCCAUUGUCGUGUUUUUUUUUCCGCUCACAUUAAUGCGUGUAACAUGUCUUAUCAAUACUGCUAUGUAUUACACAUGGUUAUACAUUGAUUGAUCGUUGUAGUAAAUUUGUAUUAUAACUAAAAAA
This is a messenger RNA of Brienomyrus brachyistius, 5972 nucleotides long. It is a transcript of the gene itpkb, whose product is annotated as inositol-trisphosphate 3-kinase B. Gene Ontology annotation, molecular function: inositol-1,4,5-trisphosphate 3-kinase activity; inositol tetrakisphosphate kinase activity. Bases 885 to 2888 code for a protein of 667 amino acids. The record is from RefSeq and is a predicted model, not a curated record. Gene Ontology annotation, cellular component: cytoplasm; nucleus. NCBI's taxonomy places the organism in Eukaryota, Metazoa, Chordata, Actinopteri, Osteoglossiformes, Mormyridae. Gene Ontology annotation, biological process: inositol phosphate biosynthetic process. The transcript is spliced from 9 exons.